Messenger RNA from Paraglomus occultum, 4758 nucleotides. The record is from the annotation of a GenBank genome assembly. Lineage: Eukaryota; Fungi; Glomeromycota; Glomeromycetes; Paraglomerales; Paraglomeraceae.
AUGUCGGUUAAAAAUCAAAUUCGCACGUUCUGCCAUAAUUGUGAUAAUCUUCGUGACAUUAUUCUUUCCAAAGACCGAAAGAUAGCCCAGCUACACAAUGAUCUUAUUAGCGCGCAAAAAACAUUGAUCAGAACACAAGACAACACAUUAAACUUUUUAUCCAAGAUUGUCAAGGAUAAGCCACUAGCAGUGCAGAACGAAAACGAAAGCGAAAACGAAAGCAACAUAAGCUUUGAAAGUGGACCGAUAUACAAUGCAAAGAGAGUUGAUGUUGAAAUCGAACCAGUGGUUGAAGAGUUUUGCGUCGUUAUCGGUAAUGUCAGAGGAAACAUUGAUAAGAGUCGGUUGAUAAGUUUAUUGCAGCAGACGUUUGGACACGUUUCCGAUGUUGAAUUCAUACCAAAUAAGCUUCAACAACGGAACUCUGUCGAGUCAAAAGAACAGAAUAAACACUACCCAGCCAUAUUCUUGUUUCAUGACGUACUUGAUGUACUGGCAGAAUUAGAGCUUACUGAUACCAGCAAACACCAUAUUCAUAUGAACAGAUGUCAAUGGCGCCCGAAUGUAUUUCCUUCGGGGAUUUUUGCAAAUAUGCAUAUUUUCUUCAUGAAACUAAAAGAAAUUUCACGCACAGCAACAUUCGCCUGGAGUCCAGGACAGCAAAUACCAAUUAUUGCUGCUGGCACUGUUGCUGGAGCUUUUGACGCGAGUUUUUCAGUUACGUCAGAACUGGAACUAUUUCGACUCGACAACAUUAACAAAUCAGCUGGCGCUGAAUUGCAACCUGCUGGUGUAGUCACUAGUAAAGCAAGAUUUGACCGACUAGCAUGGGGUGGUUUAUCAGAUAAACAAUAUGGACUCAUCGCCGGUGGCAUGGAAACCGGUGAACUUGACUUGUGGGAUCCGGCAGUUAUUUUGGAAGGUGGCGACACAACGGAGGCUCUGGUUUUACGCAACACAACCCAUUCGGGUAAUGUCCGCGGUCUGCAAUUUAACCCGUUCCAACCCAACUUGUUGGCAUCGGGUGCGACUAAUGGGGAGGUUUUCAUUUGGGAUGUCACUGCUCCUGCGUCACCACUCACGCCAGGCGCCCGCUCAACAAAACUCGAAGAUAUUACGCAUCUUGCAUGGAAUAACAAAGUUCAACAUAUCUUAGCUACCUCUUCGACCACUGGAUAUACGGUUGUAUGGGAUUUGAAGAAUAAACGAGAGGCUAUGCACCUGUCACAUGCUGGACUAUCAAACCAAAUGGGAGGAUCCUACGGCAUGGGUGGAAUAAUGAGUGCCGGAGGUACGAUGGGAGCUGGUGGAAGGAGAGGUAUUACCGCUAUUGCAUGGAAUCCUGAUGCGGCUACACAAAUCAUUGCCGCUUCAGAAGAUGAUGGGAAUCCGGUGAUUGUAAUGUGGGAUCUUCGAAACGCACGUGCUCCUGAAAAGGCGAGCAUACUGUCACUUUCAUGGUGUCUGAAGGAUGCAGAUUUAUUACUGUCAUGUGGUAAAGAUAAUCGUACGCUUUGUUGGAAUCCAAAGAAUGCAGAAGUCAUUGGAGAGCUUCCUCCGUGCUCUAAUUGGGUUUUCGACGUUCAAUGGUGUCCAGGAAACCCCGAUUUGAUGGCAACAGCUUCGUUUGAUGGCAAGAUAAACAUCCACUCAUUACGAUCAUCUCAGGAGCAAAAGGAAGUGCCAGCAAGUCAGAGUAGUGAUCCGUUUGCAUCUAUCGGACAAUACACGCCUUCACUCGUCCUCAAACAGCCACCGAAAUGGCUGCGAUGCCCUGUUGGUGCCAAGUUUGGGUUUGGCGGCAAAUUAGUACGUUUCAAUAGCAAAAACACUGAUAGCUAUAAAGUUAUCGUUUCAACAGUUGUCACAGAACCAGAGCUAUUCCAGCGCUCGGAUGAGUUGGAAGGUUCCGUUGACAGCCAAGCACUUAAUUCCCUGUGUGAGAAGCGAGAAAAGUGCGCUUCAAACGAGUUUGCAUCGGAUAAUUGGAAAAUUCUUCGCACGUUAUUCAAUGAAAAGCCUAGAGCGGAAUUAGUGAGACACCUUGGAUUCACGAAAGAUGAUGUUGUUACACAAAUAUCUGCCGCUAUAAAGUCUAUGAACCUUGAAUCUACCAAAUCGAUCCUUGAACCGACUAAGACCAACCUUGAAUCAACAAAAUCCAACUUUGAGUCUACUGCAUCGAACCUUGAAUCUACCACUUCAGAUCCUCAAUCAGCUGUAGCAGAACGUCCAGCUACUACAUCAGAUUUGUUUGGCGAUUCGGAAAACAUUGCAGACGCAUUUGCAGUCGAUUCCACGUAUUCUACGUCCGAAGAUAUAUUUUCAGUUGUUUCGACAGCGACUGAAACUACAAUGCCGCCGACUAACUUGGGGCCGUUCAAGAUCUACCCGUCAGACGAAUCAGAUAUAGACAAGUUAAUCACUCGAUCAAUCGUUCUUGGUGACUUUGAGUCUGCCGUGAAUCUGUGUCUACAAGCUGAUAGGCUAUCAGAUGCUCUUUUGUUGGCUGUCUGUGGUGGAUCAGAGUUAGUACAACGAACGCAAAAAGCCUACUUUGAGCGACAGAUUAAGAACGUGCCAUAUGUGCGUUUGCUUCAGAGUAUCGUGGCUGGAGACUUGUCGGAUGUAGUAUAUAAUGCAGAUUUGAAUGAAUGGCAAGAGGUGGUUGUAGUACUUUGCACGUUCGCUCGUGGAGAAGAAUUUGGUACUUUGUGUAAUGCUCUUGGCACAAGGCUUGAACAAGAAUAUCAUAAAUCUGUCUCUGCGUCUAGUGACAAUGCACGACAGGUAGCGUUGCAGUAUAGGAAAAAUGCGCUAUUGUGUUACCUGGCUGCUGGCAACUUGGAGAGGGCUGUUAAUAUUUGGAUCGCCGAACAGGAAGAGGAGGAACAAGAGGAGCUUAAACGUGCUCAAAAGGAAGGUCAUAAGAAAUCAACGUCCCGGUUUUCGUUCCACGCAAAGAGUUUACAGAACCUUGUUGAGAAGGUUACAGUAUUCCGAAAAGCUAUUGAUUACGUUGAUUCUGACAUUGUGCAAUCUCUGGAUUCUAGUAACGAAGGACCCGUUGGCCAUUUCAAACUAGCUUCUUUGUACAAUAAAUAUACCGAAUAUGCAGAGCUAAUGGCGAAUCAAGGCCGUUUAACGGUUGCUUUGAAAUAUUUAAGUCUGAUUCCUGUUGAAUAUAGGGUUAACCCUAAUCAACUUGAUAUCUUGGCUGUUAUAAGAGAACGCGUAUAUAAUUCUGGUAUAGAUGUUGGUGGUCUCAAAGCACCGGUGUUUCCAUUUAAACAAGUUUACGUCGGUACAGAGAGUGAAGUUAAUCAAGCGAAUGCCACGGCCGACGCUACCCAGUAUUCGACACAAUAUAAUCCGCAAUCUUAUGAUCCAAGUGGACAAUCUGCUCAAAACUAUUACAAUCAAUAUGCAUAUCAACAGCAGGCGGUUCCACUACCAGUGGUUCCACAGGUGCCUCCAGUGCCUGCUGCCAACGCCGGAUUACCCACCCAGGCGGCCGUUCAACCAGCCGUGCCUUUACAACAACCCUAUGGAUAUAAUCAAUACGCAGCUCCAUAUCAACAAACUGCUCAAAAUUCGUAUGCAUACCAACAAUCAGCCUAUCCGGGGUACAAUCAAGCAUACACGGGAAAUAAUCAAUUUAUCCCGCCUCCACCAGCUGCUACAGCGACCACCGAAACUAGUGUUGCACCGCCAGCAGAAAUUUCAGCUGCAUAUAAGAAAAACCUUCCGAACUGGAAUGAUCCUCCAAUGAUUCCCCCCACCAAUCCAGCAAAACGAACAGCAGCACAAUUGGGUAAACAGUCACCACUCACUUCGCCCUUCCCAGCAUCGUCUGCUCCAGUACCGCCAGCACAUGCAGCACAGGCACAUCCACUACCUAACGUUCAUGGUGGCAUAGCACAACCCGCGCCGCCACCACCACAACCACAAAAUAUACCGCCCCCACAAAAUAUGUCGCAUCCACAAAAUAUACCUCCACAAUACGUUGGUCAUCAGCCGCCUCCAGUGAUGGGCCAGGCAGCACCACCUAACGCAGGUACUCGUGCAUCACCACAACCACAAACUCGGAUCUAUGGGCAAGGCAGAUCGACACCGACACCGCCUCCCCAUGCUAAUCCAACAUAUCGACCUGGUGUAUAUGGCACACCUGCAGAGGGUGGUUAUGGGUCUGUUGCACAAACAGGCGCUUAUGGCACCACAAAACCCUUGGUGGGCCAAGUUCCUCCACAAGCCCCUCCACAAGCUCUACCACAAGCCCCUCCGCAAGCCCCUCCACAAGCCCCUCCGCAAGUUUCUCACCAAGGUCCUCCUCCACCUGCACCGACGAGAACACCGCCUGUGCAAUUAGCUCGGACACCUACACCCGUGAAAACACCUACCCCGGCUAACAAGUAUUCCCCUGGUGAUCGGACUCAUAUACCCGCUGCACAUAAACCCAUAUUCACAAUCUUAAGUGGAGAGAUGCAAAGGGCUCGACAACAUUCACCUCCACAAAACAAGAAAAUGUUGGAUGACACUGAGAAACGUCUCAACGCUCUAUUCGAUGAGCUCAAUAAUGAAAUGAUAUCUGAAUCUGUGAUCGAAUCGCUAUUAUUAUUUUCGCAAGCACUACGAGUCCGCGAUUACCAAGCUGCUGUUGAUAUCCAAGUGAAAUUGAUGACCACGAAAUUCUCGGAAUGUGACAAGUGGAUAGUCGGGUUGAAACGAUUGAUAGAUAUCACGAAGAAUAUUCCAUAA